AUGCAGGGGUGCCAGCCUGAGCCCUUUCCCGCCACCGUCUACUCUGUCAUAUUCUAUUUCUUGGGAACCAAGAUGAAAGCUCAAGUCAUCCUCCAACUCCUUGGCCUCGCUGCCACUGCCGCCGCGGUCCCUCCUCGCCCGGAACAGGGCGAAGAGACCUUCCUCGUCCAGCUCGAGACAGGGCAGAGAUGGGUGACGCAGGAGGAGAAGCGCAGCCUUCGCCUUGCAGGCACGGGGUUCAUUGACAAAACCUACUCUCCAAACCUCGACGCCUCGAGCCUUACAGCCGCGGCCAAGAAAUACACAUAUCCAAGCUCCGCCUCACACGACGCGGCCGUCAAGCCGCUCUUCAGCUCCCUGUCGACUGACCUCCUGAAGUCCCGGCUCACGACCUUCUCCGAGUUCCAAAACCGCUACUACAAGGGCGGGUACGGCGCUCAGUCCUCAGCCUGGCUCCUCGACAUAGUGAACGCCACGCUCGUCGAGGCGGGCGUGACUUCGAGCCUCGGUGCCACGGUUGAGGCGUUCUCGCACCCUAAAUGGAACCAGGACUCCGUCAUCGCCAAGAUCCCCGGCAAAACGGCCUCGACGAUCGUCAUCGGCGCCCACCAGGACAGCGUCAACUGGAAGGCGUCCAACCAGCAGACGUCCCGCGCCCCCGGGGCGGAUGAUAAUGGGUCUGGGUCCAUGACGAUUCUGGAGUCCCUCCGUGUCUACCUGACUUCGCCGGAGGUCCUGGCUGGCGAGGCUGUCAACACGGUCGAGUUCCACUGGUACUCCGCCGAGGAGGCGGGCCUGCUGGGGUCGCAGGCUGUGUUCGAUGCCUAUGCUGCCGAGGGUCGUGAUGUCGCUGCCAUGCUGGAGCAGGACAUGACUGGAUACUCCGCCGGCAUGCAGACAGAGACUCUCGGGGUUGUGACGGACUAUGUGAACAAGGAACUAACGGAGUUCAUCAAGAUGAUUGUGGAUACCUAUUGUGACAUACCUUAUGCGGAGACAAAGUGUGGUUAUGCCUGCUCCGAUUUCGCCUCCGCAACUGAGGCCGGUUACCAGUCGGCCUUUGUUAUCGAGGCGCCGUUCGAGAAGACUUCUCCAUAUAUACACUCGAGCGAGGACACGCUCGCGACGGUAAACUAUGCUCACAUGGUGCAGCAUGGGCAGAUGACACUGGGAUUUGUAUUUGAGCUUGCCUUCACCGAGUUCUGA
Messenger RNA from Diaporthe citri, 1206 nucleotides. RefSeq lists its product as uncharacterized. Lineage: Eukaryota; Fungi; Ascomycota; Sordariomycetes; Diaporthales; Diaporthaceae. Gene Ontology annotation, molecular function: metalloexopeptidase activity. The coding region runs from base 1 to 1206 and encodes 401 amino acids. The transcript has 3 exons. Gene Ontology annotation, biological process: proteolysis. The record is from RefSeq and is a predicted model, not a curated record.